Molecule: messenger RNA, 1247 nt
Organism: Harmonia axyridis
Lineage: Eukaryota; Metazoa; Arthropoda; Insecta; Coleoptera; Coccinellidae
Product: gustatory receptor 68a-like
Exons: 4
Coding region: 46-1173 (375 amino acids)
Biological process (GO): sensory perception of taste
Cellular component (GO): neuronal cell body; membrane; dendrite
Source: RefSeq, a predicted model, not a curated record
UCUAGUUUAAUGUUUUGAAAAAGAAGACCUAUCCCAAUAACCGCAAUGAUUGUGAACAUUAUGGAUCAGCAAAUUAUUAUUUUGAAAUCAUGGAAAUGGAGUUUAGUCUUGCCAAUAUUCGAAUUCAAACCUCGUCAGAAUAUUUUCGUACAUAAAAAUGGUUUUUCUCGAAUAGUCAACAGCAUCUUGUUGAUUUCCCUCCGUCUUUUAGAUUAUUUCUUGUCCAUGUACGAAGCCAAAUUUUCAAUAGGCUCCUUAGCCAUCCACCUUGAAACGAUUACUGCUACUAUUACUACGAUUUUAAUACUCUUCAAUAUCCACUCUCAUACAAAGGAUAUCCUAAUGAUUCUCCGAAAAAUUAAUGGUAUUCCAAAAAAAUUAAGAAGCAUUGGUGUGAUAUUCCCUGGAAUCGUACAGAGAAAGAAUUCCAUACUGCUCUUUAUUCAUUUAACAGAUUAUGUUUGCAGUGUUCUCGUAGAAUCUACUCUCGUUAUCAUCGAAUUCGGAUUUCUAUCAUAUAUAGACGUAAUUUCUUAUUACUUCAGUUCUUUAGUUAUUUUCGAUUUUCAUUUGUUAUAUAUCGUUCUGGGUAUCGCUCUUGAUUUCUAUUUGCGAGCAUUCAAUAGCUUCGCAAAAGUCGACAAUUUUCAAAUGGAAGUCGAACAAAUUGUAAAAUUAUUUGACGGAUUUCACAAUACAAUAGAAGAAUGUCAUCGAAUUUUUUCAUACACAAUAUUAAUUGAUAUAUCUCAUCAGUUUACUUCUAUUCUUUUCUCUUUUUUUUGGGCAAUCAUCAAUGGAGAAAGUUUAUCUUCCAUCAGAGGAGUUCUUUUUUUCUUCGUGAACUGUUCAUGGGUAUUCUGUUUCAUUUACAGAAUAAUGUGUUUUGUGGUUACUUUCGCCAGUGUUGAACAAGAGAGCAAGCUUGCUGUAGAGAAUAUCUAUGACAUCCAAACUAGGAUUGGCCGGAAAAAUCUUCCUUAUAAGAGCAUGGAAUUAUUUCUCUUGAAAUCAAAACUGAACGAACUGAAGUUCUCUGUAUGUGGUUUUUUUCCUCUUGAUUGGAGUUUAAUUUAUUCUAUGGUAGCAGGAAUUACAACUUAUUUGGUUUAUUUGAUUCAAUUCAGAGAAAUGGAACAGGAUAGAAUAGCAGCUACGACGGGAGCUCCAUAACUCAAUAUUUCUCAAAUAAUGAAGAGAGUGAAAUGAAAUAUGAUAUGUUGUGUCAAUAAAGUAUAUUGAAAGUA